AUGAUUGACCCUCAGGAACAGGGUGGUCAGCUUGUGAUUAGAAUUGGUGACAGUGAUAUCCAGUUUGAUAUGAAUUUCCAUUUAUAUUUAACCACAAAAAUCCCAAAUCCUCAGUAUCUGCCUGAUGUGUGUACUAAAGUGACAAUUAUUAACUUUAUGGUAACUAAAUCAGGACUUGAAAAUCAAAUUUUAAGUGAUGUUGUACGUCUUGAAAGACCAGAUUUGGAAAACCAGAGAAACCAACUGAUUGUGAGAAUUAAUGCUGAUAACAACCAACUGAAAGCAAGUGAAAACCGCAUUCUGAAGCUGUUGUUUGAAUCUGAAGGAAAUAUUUUGGACAACGAAGAAUUGAUUAACACCUUGAAUUCGUCCAAGAUCACAUCAAAGGUUAUAAAAGAGCGUUUAAAAGAAGCCGAGCAAACAGAACAAAAUAUAUCUACUGCUCGAGAGAAAUACCGGCCAGUUGCUACCAGGGGGUCAAUCAUAUAUUUUGUUGUGGCAGAUAUGGCUGAAAUUGAUCCUAUGUAUCAAUUUUCAUUAAAAUAUUUCAAACAAUUAUUCAAUCUCACCAUCAAAAACACCAAGAGAGCAGAAGACUUGCAAAAACGAAUACAAAUGCUUAUCUGUGAAACUACAAAAUUCAUUUAUAAAAAUGUAUCUAGGGCUUUAUUUGAAAACCAUAAGCUCGUAUUUUCUUUCAUUUUGUGCAUUGGAAUACUGAAACACGAAGGCAAACUUACAAAUGAAGAAUGGAAUUAUUUCUUACGAGGUGCUCCAGUCAUGAAUGAGAACUUUCAAAAUGAAUUCCCUGUAGAUUUGCUGAAUCAAAACACAUGGAAUGCUGCAGUAGAAUUAAGCAAUAAUUUUCAAAUAUUCUCCACUCUUGUACAAGAUAUCACCCAUUAUCCUGUAUGGGUGAACCUCGGAGACACACAAAUACAUGCAAAUCCAGAGAUAAAAGACCAGACAGAUUUAAAUCUAAACAACCAGUCUUCACCAUCCAAAGAAUGGCAGAAAGAUUUGUCCAGUUUUCAGAAACUGUUAUUCAUCAAAGCCUUUUGUGAAGAAAAGACUGUUUUAGCCGUCACAGAAUUUGUUUGUGAGAAUUUGGGUCAAGAAUAUGUGGAGAGCCGUGCAGUUGAUUUACAAACUAUCUACAAUGACAUGAAGAAAGAAAUUCCACUUGUUUUUGUUCUUAGUACUGGAUCAGAUCCUAUGAACUCUUUAAUGAGAUUUGCCAAGGAAAAGAAUUAUUCAGACAGAAUUUCAGCUAUUUCUCUUGGUCAGGCCCAAGGUCCACUUGCUGAAGCAUUAAUUAAGGAAGCCACUAAAACAGGUGAUUGGGUUUUCCUUCAGAAUUGUCAUCUAGCUGCUUCUUGGAUGCCUUCAAUGGAGGAAACUCUCAAGGCACUUACAGAUGAACCGGAACAAAUACAUGAUGAUUUCAGGCUUUUCCUGAGUUCCAAGCCUUCAAAACAUUUUCCAAUUAGUGUAUUACAGAACAGCAUCAAAGUUACCAAUGAACCUCCGAAAGGAAUCAAGGCAAAUAUCCGAAGAGCUUUUGGAGAAAUUAGUUUAGCAUUUUUUGAAGAUCACAUUCUUUCUGAAAAAUGGCAAAAAAUGGUUUUUGGACUUUGCUUUUUCCAUGCUGUUAUUCAGGAGAGAAAAAAGUUUGGUCCUUUGGGUUGGAACAUAAAGUAUGAAUUCUCAGACAGUGACCGAGAAUGUGCUUUGAACAAGCUGAAGAUAUUUUGCACUGAUGGCAUUCCCUGGGAGGCACUUAAUUACGUUAUUGGUGAUAUUACCUAUGGAGGUCGAGUGACAAACAGCUGGGAUCAGAGAUGUCUAAGAACAAUCUUAAAUAAUUUCUUUAAUCCUAAAAUAUUACAAGAAGACUAUAGAUAUUCUUCAUCAGGUAUCUAUUAUAGUCCAACUUAUAAAACCUUGGAGGAACAUCUUAGUUACAUUGAAGAAUUGCCCCAAAUAGACCACCCUGAAAUAUUUGGGUUGCAUGAAAAUGCAAAUGUUGCAUUCCAGAAGCAAGAAACAACAUUAUUGAUGCAAUUAAUUCUUGACAUCCAACCAAAAGUUCCACGUAGAAGUGAUGGACAGUCGAAUGAUGACAUAGUUUUGGAAGUAGCUGAUAAUAUUCUGGGGAAAUUAAUUGACAAGUUGGACAUCAUUUCAGCAAACUCAGAUUUAUUCAAGGUUGACUCAAACAACAGAAAAAGUCCAUUAACAAUAUUUCUGUUGCAAGAAGUAACUCACUUCAACAAAUUAUUGUGGGUAAUCAAGAAUGAUAAUGUAGGAUUGCAGUGA
Octopus bimaculoides (California two-spot octopus) is the source of this 2319-nucleotide messenger RNA. Its product is annotated as dynein axonemal heavy chain 6. The record is from RefSeq and is a predicted model, not a curated record. Gene Ontology annotation, biological process: microtubule-based movement. Gene Ontology annotation, cellular component: dynein complex. NCBI's taxonomy places the organism in Eukaryota, Metazoa, Mollusca, Cephalopoda, Octopoda, Octopodidae. Gene Ontology annotation, molecular function: ATP hydrolysis activity; minus-end-directed microtubule motor activity; ATP binding.